Messenger RNA from Fragaria vesca subsp. vesca, 2736 nucleotides. RefSeq lists its product as uncharacterized. The transcript is spliced from 4 exons. NCBI's taxonomy places the organism in Eukaryota, Viridiplantae, Streptophyta, Magnoliopsida, Rosales, Rosaceae. Gene Ontology annotation, molecular function: protein dimerization activity; DNA binding. Bases 98 to 2707 code for a protein of 869 amino acids. The record is from RefSeq and is a predicted model, not a curated record.
GAAUUCAGAUCACAAUUCACAAACCUUUAUCAGCUUUGUUUUGAUUGCAUGCUGCAUUUUCUGGGUAGUCAACAAUUGAUCAUCAAGUCUGUUAGAAAUGUCAUCUUUGGAGGGUUUUGAGCCCGUAGCUAUUUCCCCACACAAACAAGACCCAGGAUGGAAGCACUGUCAAAUUUUUAGUAAAAUUGGGGACCCAAAAGUUGAGGUGAAGAAGUGUUUAUAUUGUGGCAAAGUGUUCCAGGGUGGAGGGAUUAGUAGGCUUAAAUUUCACCUUGCUGGUAGAAAAGGAAAUGGCCCUAUUUGUGAUCAGGUCCCUCCCGAUGUUCGGGUUUCGAUGCUGCAGAACUUGGAUGAAAAAGUUGGAACUUCUAGGCAGAGAAAGAGUCAAUUGGGUACGAACCUGAGUCAUAGUUUUAGUGAAUUAGGGAAUGUGUUUGCUGAAAAUGAGGAUAGCAGAUUGGUUGGAGGGUCCGAUUUGGUGAGUCAGGAGGAAGAUGUGGGAAUGAGGGUUGAUAAUGGGAUUAGGGUUGGUGAUAAUUUGACUGAUGUGCCUCUUGAGGUUGAUAAUUCUUUUAGGAGUGAUGUGUCUCUUGCAAUAGUCGACUCGUAUAAGGGUAAUUCUCUAAGGAGAAAAGGUGGAGUAGCGAAUUCAUGUGAAAAUCGAGAGGAGGGUGUUGAUAGACGAGUAGGGUGGAGGGGUGGAACUUCUUUUGUAGCUACUAGUGCCGGUUUGGGUUCUGGUUCUGUUAAUGGUACCAAAUUGAGUUAUGUCCCAGCUCCUAUUCGUAGUGCGGUACAAAGUCCAUUUUACAGAAACACCAAAGGCAGAUCAGUUGGUUAUUCUGAUUCAGAUUUGUUUGAAAAUGAAGCAGAAGUUGGCACAAGUAAUACAAAUGACAGGAAGAGGGUUAGAGAUGAAAAUGGAUCAAUGGCUGCCAAUGCUGGCACUGUUGGCAACAAUGGUGAAGUUGAAAAGGCGAACAGUCAGCAGAUUCAGAUGGCAAUAGGACGAUUUCUAUAUGAAAUUCAGGCUCCUCUGGAUGCUGUGAAGAACUCUCUUUAUUUUCAGCCAAUGAUUGAUGCAAUUGCCUCUGGUGGAAUGGAGAGUAAAGCACCCUCAUAUCAUGAUCUUCGGGGUUGGAUACUGAAUGAUGCGGCUGAAGAAGUUAAGAAUGAGAUUUAUCAGCACACUAAUUCUUGGGAAAGGAAUGGUUGCUCUCUUCUAGUAAACCAAUUUAACUCCGAAAAGGGUAGGAUAUUGCUAAAUUUCUCUGUGUACUGUCCUGAAGGAACUACAUACUUGAAAUCUGUGGAUGCUUCUACAUUUAUAAAUUCUCCAGAUGCUUUGUAUGAGAUUCUUAAGCAAGUAGUGGAAGAAGUUGGAGUUAGGCGUGUUCUGCAAGUGAUUACAAAUAGUGAAGAGCAUUAUGUUGUUGCUGGGAAGAGGUUGAUGGAUACAUUCCCAACGCUGUACUGGUCUCCCUGUGCUGCUGCGUGCAUAAAUUCGAUACUUGAGGAUUUUGGAAAAUUUGAGUGGAUAAACUCUAUAAUAGCACAGGCUAGAUCUGUUACAAGAUUUAUCUAUAAACACGUCGUCAUUUUGAAUAUGAUGCGGAGGUAUACUUUUGGAAAUGACAUUGUGAAGCUGGGAAUAACUCGGUAUGCUACAGACUUUAUGACUUUGAAACAAAUGGCUGACCUUAAAUUUAAUUUGCAGACUAUGGUUACUUCAAAAGAAUGGGAAGGCUGCCCCUAUUCUAAAACACCAGAAGGAUUAGCAAUGCUGGAUUUAUUAAGUAAUCAUACAUUUUGGUCUUCGUGCAUUAUGAUCACCCGAUUUACAAAUCCACUACUGCAAGUUUUGAGAAUUGUUGGUAGCCAGAAGAAGGCAGCAAUGGGAUAUGUUUUUGGUGGAAUGUAUCGAGCAAAAGAAACAAUCAAGAGAGAACUUGUCAAGAAAGAAGUAUAUACAGCUUACUGGAAUAUCAUAGAUUACCGGUGGGCAAAAUUAUGGGAUCACCCUCUUCAUGCUGCUGGCUUUUACCUUAAUCCUAAAUUUUUCUAUAGCAUCAAGGGAGAAAUGCACAAGGUGAUUAUGUCAAGGAUGUUUGACUGCAUAGAGAAAUUGGUUCCAGAUUUGAAAGUUCAAGACGAAAUUAGCAAAGAGAUAAACUUGUACCAAAACGCUGUUGGAGAUAUGGGGAGGAAUUUGGCAAUUAGAGCUAGAGACACUCUGCUUCCUGCUGAAUGGUGGUCUACAUAUGGCAGUGGUUGCCCAAAUAUGGCGCGCUUGGCAGUUCAUAUUCUCAGUCAAACUUGCAGCUUAAUUCAAUGCAAGGAGAAUCAGAUUCCUUUUGACCAGUUGCACAAGACAAGGAACAGUUUAGAGCAUCAACGUCUCAGUGAUUUUGUAUUUCUUCAGUACAACCUACAACUAAGGCAGAUGGUUCAUAAGAACAAAGAGCAUGCAUAUGUGGAUCCUAUAUCAUUUGAAAACACUGGCGUUGUGGAAGACUGGGUAACGGAGCCUGAAAUGUACCUAGAAAACGAUGAAAAUACUGAUUGGAAGGCACUUGAUCCACCCUCUUAUAAUUCAAGGCUUUUGGAACUUUCUGUUGACGAAGGUGAAGACUUGGGUUCAGGAUUUGAUGAUUACGAGAUUUUCUUUAAUGGACUGCAAGUGGUUAAAGAAGAAGGCAGGGCAUGAUGUCCUUAAGCCGAAGGGGCAGAAUUCAU